Messenger RNA from Hypoxylon fragiforme, 1037 nucleotides. Its product is annotated as DUF431-domain-containing protein. Bases 298 to 927 code for a protein of 209 amino acids. The transcript has 5 exons. Lineage: Eukaryota; Fungi; Ascomycota; Sordariomycetes; Xylariales; Hypoxylaceae. Gene Ontology annotation, molecular function: protein-arginine omega-N monomethyltransferase activity. The record is from RefSeq and is a predicted model, not a curated record. Gene Ontology annotation, biological process: peptidyl-arginine methylation.
UAGCAUACAACUUGAACUAGGAACUAACGUUAGGUACAUUACUUGACCUGCGAAUUAUAGUGAAUUAAAAGGGAUUGGAUUUAGUCGUCUAAAGUAACCUAUCUACCUAUCUACCUACACAUCCUUCAUAUAUCUCAAGCAAGUAUUAGGGUAUUCAUAUCAAAAACUCUGCUCUCAACGAACCAAGCUAUCUUUGGUGGAAUAGCAAGCACAGCACCAAAUCUAGUUGAUAUUAACGCAAAAAAAACAAAUAAAAAAACCAUCAGAAGAAAAAAAAAAAGAAAAAAAAAAAAAGCCAUGCCGGAACGCAAAACCUACAUAGUGGAGCACCUGGACCCGGAGCUCGGGCAGUGGUCGGAGCUCGAGUACGCCGCGAUCGCGGCCGAGACCCAGCGCGCCGGCAACACCUUCAUGCUGUCGUCGCUGCCGUCCGGGUUCGAGGUCCCCGCCAGGCUGACCGCCAUCCCGGCUUUCCGCGCAGAGAGGAGGGGCGUCGAGGAGAUGUACGGCGGGGAGGGGGGCGGGCGGGACAGGGUGUGCUUGCUGGAUCCGCAGGCCGAGAGGGAUUUGAGUCCGGAUGACAAGGGGGUCUUUGAUGUGUUCUUGUUUGGGGGCAUUCUGGGCGAUGAUCCGCCGAGGGACCGAACAUCGGAGCUCCGCAAGAAGGGGUUCAAGGGCCGCCGGCUGGGCCCCGUGCAGAUGACCACGGACACGGCGGUGCGGGUGACACGGAUGGUGAUUGAAGAGCAGUUCACACUAAACAAAAUCCCAUACACCGACUUCCCCGAUCUCAAGUUCAACGAGCACGAGAGCACGCAGAUGCCGUUCCGGUACGUCAAGGAUGAUGAGGGGAAUCCGAUUAUGCCUGAGGGCAUGGUAGAUUUGAUUAAGAAAGAUGCGGAUAAGAGUAUCGACGAUCUGUUCUAGGGUUGCUCGUUAAUCGAGCAUGUGCAGUAGAAGGAUAGGAGUCAAAUUCAUGCAUUGUCAUGGAAAGACAUGAUCAAUGAACUCGUUGAUACACCAUAGUGAUAUCUAGA